AUGCACGAUUCGGCAAGUAAACGACCAGUAAUACAUUUCACUGCGCAGUCAUGGAUCAACGACCCUUGCGGCCCUGGCUACGACCCAAUUACAGGACUUUACCACCUCUUCUACCAAUGGAACCCCGAUGGCUGCGACUGGGGCAAUAUGUCAUGGGGCCAUAUCCAAAGCAGAGACAUGAUCAGCUGGGAAGAGGCAUCCAUGCAGCCGGCGCUUUUUCCAUCCCGACCCUAUGAUAAAGAAGGCAUAUUCACGGGUUGCUUGGUCCCUGCUGGCAGCGGUAUCGAAAUGACGAUCUUCUACUCCUCGGUCAAACAUCUGCCGUUUCAUUGGAGUACUCCUCCAUACCCACGGAACGCAGCAGGCCUCUCAAUGGCCACCUCACAUGACGGUGGUGCUACAUGGCAGAAAUCUGAGAACAAUCCAAUCCUGGAGGGAGAGCCGGCCGAGAUGAGUGUCACUGGGUUUCGAGAUCCCUUUGUCUCAGCCUGGCCUGCACUUGACAGACUCAGGGGCGAGCAGGCCUUGUAUGGCCUCAUCUCCGGAGGUGUAACAGGUGCCGGACCCACGACCUUCCUGUAUGCUGUUGAGCCUGAGCGCCUAGGAAAAUGGAAAUACUUGGGUCCUCUCGUCGACAUCCCAGCAAGGAAGCAGUCCUCGGAAAAGUGGUCGGGCAACUUUGGUACGAAUUGGGAAUGUGUCAAUUUCGUGACGCUACAGUCGGACUCGGUUUCGAGGGACUUUCUUAUCAUUGGCGCCGAAGGCGAUGUGGAGAGGAAGCACAUCCUCGAUGGCACAUUGCCUCCAGGCUUGCCGGCGAGAACAAUUCGCCAGAACUUGUGGAUGUCUGGAUACCUGGACACUACUGUGGAUGCUGUGAAGUUUCAUCCUACCUUUGAUGGAUUCCUGGACCACGGAUGCUAUUAUGCAGCGAACUCAUUCGUUGAUUCACGGUCUGGAAGACGCAUAUUGUAUGGAUGGAUACCGGAAGAGGACUGUUCGUUGGACUAUGCUCACGAGAAAGGCUGGAAUGGCUCGCUUGCCGUCCCAAGGGAAAUAUUCCUCCUCAAAAUCGACAGAGUCACAAGGGCUUUGCGGAGCCCACUCCACGAAAUCUCGAGCAUGAGUUUCGUGGAAGAUCAUUCGGAAUCUUUAACACUCAUAACAUUGGGCAUCCGUCCCUUUUCUGAGAUGAGCUCGAUACGGGAAAACUGUCGCCAAGCUAGAGUAUUUCCUCAAUUUUCGUUGCCGUCCCUUGAGCAUCAAAGUCGACAUCUUUGUAGAACGUCACAUUCAGCGUGGUCAUUGCAGACCGUCGUCGCCGUCAGCACUGAUUGCGAUUCAGUGGCUCUGUACAUUCGGCACAAUGAGGACCUUUCGAUUCGAACAACGAUCAUCGUAUCUCUGGUGGAGGAGACGAUUACGGUCGAGCGUACUGCUUCCAGUCUGCGCGAAGAUGUCAACAAAUGUCCCGAGCAGGGACCUUUCACACUCUUCGAGGCCGUGGACCAUCACGGAGAAAGACACUGGGAGAAGCUCCACCUUGACAUCGUUUCUGACGGAGAUGUCCUGGAAAUCUUUGCCAACAACAGAUUUGCCCUCGCCACCAUGGUCUACUCGGGUGAUGGCGUAGCCAACUGCGGGAUAACGGCGUGUGCGACAGGCCUGCAUGGUUCCGCCUCUUUCGAGUCGACCCGGAUCUUCGAUGGGCUUAAUGGGAUGAAGCCGCUCUUUUCUUGA
Exophiala viscosa is the source of this 1740-nucleotide messenger RNA. RefSeq names its product glycosyl hydrolase. Bases 1 to 1740 code for a protein of 579 amino acids. The transcript is spliced from 3 exons. The record is from RefSeq and is a predicted model, not a curated record. Gene Ontology annotation, cellular component: cytoplasm. Lineage: Eukaryota; Fungi; Ascomycota; Eurotiomycetes; Chaetothyriales; Herpotrichiellaceae. Gene Ontology annotation, biological process: sucrose catabolic process. Gene Ontology annotation, molecular function: sucrose alpha-glucosidase activity.